AUGAUUACCGCAGCACUGGUAAUCUUUAAUCUAAUGGUGGGCAAUCCAAAAAUUUUCCAGCAAGUUUUAAUUAAACAAUUUGAUAAUUUAAUUCGUAAAAAAUUUUCUAAUAAAGAAAAUUAUCCGUUUCGUCAUUUUGUCUAUCAAUAUGAAAGAAACGAUAAUCCACAACAGGAAUGCAACUGUUAUAUUCAAGGAUUUUUAUAUUUAAAAAAUGCAACUUGUAUUGAACAUUAUUUAGAUGCUGGGGAAUUACUAAAUGGAAGAAAGCUUAAAGUCGCUAAAAUUGAUAGUGUAAAAGAAUUAUUACAAAACAACAAGAUUAAUUUUGAUAGUGUUGCAACUAUUGAAGAAUCUGUUGCAUAUU
Messenger RNA from Racocetra persica, 367 nucleotides. NCBI's taxonomy places the organism in Eukaryota, Fungi, Glomeromycota, Glomeromycetes, Diversisporales, Gigasporaceae. The record is from the annotation of a GenBank genome assembly.